Messenger RNA from Volvox carteri f. nagariensis, 4375 nucleotides. RefSeq lists its product as uncharacterized. Lineage: Eukaryota; Viridiplantae; Chlorophyta; Chlorophyceae; Chlamydomonadales; Volvocaceae. The record is from RefSeq and is a predicted model, not a curated record. The transcript has 21 exons. Gene Ontology annotation, biological process: cyclic nucleotide biosynthetic process; intracellular signal transduction. Gene Ontology annotation, cellular component: membrane. Gene Ontology annotation, molecular function: starch binding. The annotation marks the transcript as partial.
UCCAACCCCCAACACAGCAGCGGCCGCUUGCGAACCUUGCUCGACUGAGCGACAGCCUGAGCGCCAUGGUGAAGCCACAGCUGCUGUACCACAACAACAUCCCCCCAGCGGCAGCAACGGCGGCCGGGAACCUGUCUGCACUACCGCGAAUCUCACCUAUGACAAUGCGUCCAUAGCGGCAUGCUCUUCCAGCCCAUCAUGCAGCAUCAGCACCAUUGCCAGCAUCAGCAACAUCUGCAGCAGUGGCAGCUCCAGCUGCAGCACCUGCCGCUGCGGCGGCAGCGACGUCAUCCACCCGCGGCGGCAUCAACCCCCGGCGACGUCGUCGCCGCCACGCCAGCAACCUCGCCCCGCUGCGGCAAGAUCGCUGUUGCUGCUGCUGCUGGCGGCGGCGGCGGCCUGUACGGCGGCGGCCGCGGCGACGGACGCCUACCUCAACCAGACCUGCACCAUGCAGUACCUGGACUCCGCACCACCCUGCACCAUCCUGGUGGCGUGUGCCGACUGCAUGGGUGGCUCCACACUACCCACAUGGACGGUGUACGUGCUACCAGAUCGAUCCACCACCACCGCCUCCAAAACUCGGAUCCUGUGCCCCACCUUCAGCCUAAAUGACGACUACAUAGCGGAGCUCAAAGUCAUCUUCAGGCUGGGGGACACGUGCCCACCGGACACCAGUACCUUGGAGUGCCUGAGCGUGCCUUCGCCGCCGCCGCCGCCCAAGCCGUCGCCACCCAGAUCGCCGUCGCCGCCGCCGUCACCGCCGCCGAUCUCCAGCCCUCCGCCGCCGCCGCCAAGCCCGACGCCGCCGCCAAGCCCUCCGGUGCCGCCGCUACCUUCACCGCCGCUGCCACGGCCGCCUGCCCCUGGAAACCCGCCGCUGCCGCCAAGCCCCAGCCCGCCGCCGCUGCCGCUGCCGCCGCCUAACCCGCCAAGCCCUCCCCAGCCGCCCCAGCCGCCCCCACCAGUGCCUCCGUUUUUUCCGGGAUACCUUUUCAAUAACGGGACGGAUGCAGUUAUACAGCUGCCACCGCCUCUGCAGGCACCACCGCCGAUACCUCCGUCCCCGCGCCCGCCGCCGCCACGGCUACCGCCAUUGCCGCCACAGCCGCCGCCACCACCGCCGCCACCCCCACCGCCGUCUCCCAGACUGCCGCCACCGCGGAUCCCAGCUCAGCCACCACUCGAAGUGUUAAGAUACUCUCCGCCGCCGCCGCCGCCAUCGCCACCGCCGCCACCGCCGCCGCUGAGCCAGACAAACAUCAACCCGGCACCAAGACCGCCGCCGCCACGGCCGCCGCCGCCACCUGCCGUACUGGUGUCGGUGCCUCCAGGAUAUCAGCUCUCCAGCUAUUACGGCGUCGCCUCAAAUCCCACAGCGGCGCGGCUCAAAGCAGUCUCAACUAAUAUUGCCGUACAACUGGGCUUGGAACCGGGCGCGGUGAGCAGCGGGGUGGCCAGCGCGUUCGUCGCGACGGUUUACUCCGUGUACACGUCUCCGGUGAAUCUCGCCAGUCGGCACCAUCGCCACCAUCGCCGGCGGCGGCGUGGUCUCCUCCAGGCCAAUACGACAUCUAACCCAUCCCUGCUGGCCGCCAACGCCUCAAUUGCAUCGCCGCCGCCGCCGCCGGCCGAAUCCCUCCGUCCGCCAUCACCAGCACCGUCAUUGCUACAGGUCCUGCUGCCCAGCAUUUGCUCCCAGCUGGAUGUGGCGGAUUGCAGCACCAUUCGCAUGGCCUGCGUGCGGCCCACCACCGACAUCUCCGGCGCCUUCCCAGCGCUCCCCUCCACCGCCACCGGCUACACCGACAACUGCAGCGCCCGCGUAAGCACCGUCUUCUACAUCAACGACCUGAGCCAGCAGGCACCACUGGCGCUAAAACUGCUCACCACACAGGUGACUGUCCCCGGCUACGAGAUUGUGUCCCCGGACAGCACCAGCGAGCUGCCCGUGUCCUCCGCAGUGCUCGUCAACAUCACCAACACGGGCACCACCACCCUGACCGUGUCAGAUCAGGCGGUGGCUAGGUCCAUGGGGUCCACGUUGGGGCUGACGGGAAGCCAGGUCGUCAUCGUCACGGGUGCUGACGGUUUCACCAACGGCGCCAGCAGCUACGUGGUGUCGCAGGUGCCCUCGCCGCCCCCCCCGCCGGGUGCGCUCUGUGAGGACCCCCGGUUGGGCAGUCUGUGCGGUGCGGAGGCGGUGGGGGCCAUUGUGGGCAUCAUCGCGGGAGGCCUCCUGUUGCUGGCGCUGCUAGUGACCCUGGCGUUCUGCCUGAUUGGCAGGAGCCGUCAGCCGGUUCUGCCGCUGGACGACUACGCCUGGGUGCAGAAGUACGCGCCUGUGACGCCGGGCAUGUCGGCCGCUUACGCGCCGCCGGUGUUUCGCGCAUCGCCCUACUCCGUCGACUUGAACCAGCCCGCUUACUAUUACGGCACCGCCGUCAUUCGGGAGCGCAAAACGUCGCGGUCGUCCAGCGCCACGACGGCACGGCAUCGUAAAGUCGCCAUACCGAUAUUAGCAGCUCUCAAGGCGACGGUUAAUACCCGGUCCUUGGGACCUGUUGCGGGUGAGCCCAAGACCGCUUUCCAGAAGGGCGGUGAAUUCUUCCACAAAGCUGUCGGGGCUUCCUCUUCCUUAAUAGCGCCGUUGGUUGAAAUUGACAUCACGGCCUGCAACAAUCCGAUCUAUUUUGUUAGUAUGCGGUCCACCUCUCACGGCCAGCAGCUGGUGCUGGUGGGCGGCUGCGAGGCGCUGGGCAACUGGGACGUUAAGAAAGGUGUCGAGUUCUCUUGGUGUGAGGGUCACAGCCACACUGCCGAAGUCGAGCUGCCCAUCCACUCCCACAUACCCUGCAAGCUGGUGGUGGUGGGACAUGGCAACCAGGCCUUAUGGGAGCCGGGUGACAAUCGCGAGCUCCUCCUGGCGCCCUCAUCUCUGGCAAGUCGCGCUGCAGGGUACACCGUUCUGUGUCACUGGGGCUACCCGGACUGCUCCCAGGUGCUGGCUAACAACCUGAGGCGGGGGGGCAACGGUAGCGGCAGCGGCACAAGUACGACAGGCCAACGGGCCAACCACCAACGGUCUUCUGCCCAUUCUGCAUCCGGUGACAACCCCAUCAUCGCGGGCGUCAAGAAGGCGCUGGCGCAUGCGAGCUCCCGGGACCAUUUCGCAGUCCUCCCUGGCGCCACCUCUUCCUGGGAGGGGGUGGUGGUGGAGGGGGAGGGGGAGGACGCCGGGGCAGUGCUCGUGCAGUGUCAGACAGGGUUUCCAUGCGGCCCCACGCGGCGGCCUAUCUUACGCGACGUGACGUCGCAGCUCAAGUCCCCCGAUCAAACCCUGGUGCUGGUGGGCAGCAGCCCGGCGCUAGGUCGCUGGGAUCCCGCCCAGGGUCUGCCCCUGGAGCGGUGUGGCGAGGAAGACUCUCCCAUGUGGGUGUCGCAAACGGAGUUGCCGCUGGGGGAGGGGCUGCAGGCCAAGGUGGUGGUGGUGGACUCCCUGACGGGUCAGGCUCAGGUCUGGGAGCCCUGCGAGAACCGCUCCCUGACCCCCGUGCAGAGCUCGGGGGCGGGGGCGGGGGGAGGAGCGGUGGGAGGUUCCCGUCCCGUCAUGAUCACCGCGUACUGGGGCAAUCCGACCACACACUGCCUGGAGGUGGAUAGGCUCACCGCAGCGGGAGCAGCCAGCAGCCUCCAGGUCGUACAGUUGUUACGGCAGCAGCUGGCCUCCACCUCCUCCCAGUUGGAGGGCCUACGGCGGGAGCGUGACGAGGCGAAGAGGGCCUUAUCCGCCGGGGAGGAGCACAAGCGGCAGCUGGAGGGGGCGGCUAAGACGAUGGAACGCAGCAAUGGUGGUGGUGGUGGUGGCAGCAACAUCGUCAGUUUGCAGGGUCGUCAGGACAUGAUGCAGCUGGCGCAGCAGCUUCAGACCACCAGGAAGUUGUACGACGUCACCAAGAAGGAAGCGAUGGAGCUGGGGGGCAGCGUGGGGGUCACUCGUCAGCUAUGUGACGCGGCUAAGCGCGAGCUGGCAAGUCUAGCGACUCAGCUGGAGGCGGCCAAGCGAGCUUAUGAGGCCUUAGCUCCCCAGGUUGAGCGAAUGGAGAAGCAGCUAGCUGUGACGAGUCGGGCGUUUGAUGCUACAAAGCCCGAGCUGUUGGCUCUGGAAACGCAACUUGAGAGGGCCAGGAACCUGUUCGACAGGACACUUCAGAAGAUUGAGUCAGCCAAGGCGCUGACUUCCAGCGGAGACCUGGAUCCGGUGUCGGCGGCUGCGGUAGUCCGUCGAGUCCGCAGCGGCAGCAGCGGAGAGGCCGCAGCGGCGGUCCGCAGCGGCGCGGCGGCGACGCGAGAGGUGCAGUUCGCUAAGCGCUGA